AUGGCUGCCAACAAUACACCAAGACUUCCUAUGCAACCAACUUUUCCUGGAUCAUCCGCGCAAGUGGUGCCACAGAUUAACAGAUCUUGGCAACAAAUCCAGCCUCCAAGCGUCCAAAACACUCAAAUACAGCAGCCUUCCCAAAGCAGCCCGACUGUACCAAAUGCAGGACCAAAUCCUCUCGCUGAUCCUAACAUCGUACAGAGGCAAAUUCAAGAGUUCAAUAGGCUUCAAGUCAUGUUGCGGCAUAUUCAACAACAGAGGCAAAGACAGCAACAACAGCAUCAGCAACAACAACAGCAACAAAGACGACAGCAACUGCUUCAACAAAUUCAGGCGAUCCAAAGAGCAAGGGCCCAGGGAGUCAAUCCACAGAAUACGGGAUCAGGACACGCUUCUAAAAUUUCCCAGAUGGAAAAAAUGAUAAGAGACAUGAUCAAAUACAGAGACCAGUUAAAAAAAGAAGCAGCUUUCCGACAAAAGACGAGGCAGGUUGAAGCAACUAAUGCGUUACAAAGGGAAGAUGUUAGGGCUGGUCCAUCUAUAUUGGUCAUGGACAAAGAAAUGGUCACUGAAAUCCCUGUAGUGACGACAAAGAAACCGAAUGGAAGUCAGGGACAGAGUAUGAUUGUUUUUGCAAAAACUGCGAAUAUCCACUCAAACGUUGAAUCACAAACAAAUAACGCAGCGGACCAGAAACAGCCGGAGCCUGCAAGACAACCAACUUCUACAACAUCAAAUCCAUUGGUAUUACAAAAUCAAGGCCAACAGCAACAACAACAAUUUGUAAUGCAGCAUCAACCUAAUAGUAUGCCUCAACUUCAUUUACCGCCUCUACAAACUGUUCAAGUACCCAAGAUCCCUACAGAAGUCGCAACUUUUGGACAGAAUUCUCAGAAAAGCCAUCAUGUCAUGCCUUCCCAAAGUCUACCUCCAGCCCCAGGUCACCAUCCAACCAUUAUGAACAACAAUCAUCAAAUUGUACCUCAUAAAAAUGUUAAUCCAGGUCAUCCUCACCAAAAUAGAAACGCAGCACAUAUCAACAACCGUACAGUAAACAGCAACCAUGGUCAACAACAUCAACAAAUUCAACCAAAAGGCAACCAGGGUAGAGUACCACUUCCAAAUAGACCACCUCAAAUUCAGUUACCUCCUCUAGGGAAUGUGCAACAACAACCUCCUAUUGAGCAAAGAACUCCACCACCUCUUGUUCAGUUACCAACACUGAAUUUACUGUCAGUGAAAAACCAACAACCAAGGAUUCACACUGGCCCACGACCUUCCUCCGCAGGAUCAAGCCUUGAACAAGUUCAUGUAGGCCAUCACACAUCUGGAAGCCAAAUGCCGUCUCAUCAAAACAACCAUAUCCAUUCAAUUAUAAGCACGGAGCCACCUAGAAAAUUGAACCUAGAACGACAUCAGUUUCAACACACAACAACUUCAACAACUACUCCACUUCCAGUUCAUUUCCAAAAACCAAUUUUUAAAAGACAAUUCAUGAAACGUCCUCCGAGACCAAGACCAGUAGGUACGACCACUACAGUAGCGACAACAACAACAAAAUCUACAACAACCCCAGUGCCUUUUUUCCAUCAUCAGAAUCCGUUACCGUAUAAUCCUAACUCCCAUGUUCAGUCAGGAGCAAUGAGACAAGAAGUACGAACUGUCCCGCCAGUCGUUACUCCACCAUCACAACAAUACAUUCCUACGACUCUUCCAAAUACAACACCAAAACCCUCUCUUAAUGACUAUUUCAACAGGAUGUCUAGGCCAAGACCACAGAAAGUUAGAAUCAGUUUUAGAAAACAGAAUUCACUUGCUGGAAGUGCAGAUAUUCCUGUUCAGCAAGUAACAACCCCCGCACCUAUUCCAACACAGCCCACAGUGAUUCCAUUUGUUCCAACGUCACCCAGGUACCAGCCAGAACCAACAACACAGCCUCCAAUUGUACAAACACUGCCAACCUAUCAACCUGCACCGCAAGGCAUUCCAGUGUAUCAACAACCAGUAGAACAUGUUCCUAAUCUUCUUCCCCCUCCUCCUCCGCUGCCAACAGUACAGCAAGUGCAAAAUUACCAGACGAAUUAUAAUCAUCACCCUCUACCUGCACGGCUUCAUGUAUCAACAGAACCGAGUAUUCAAUAUUACACAACUACAAGUACCGCUCCACAUCAUCAGAGAAUAAAUCAUCACGGUGGACAAACAAUGCCUCCUCUACAUCCGAUUCCCAACUUUAACAAGAAUCAGAAUGCACAGCCUAAUGCCAAUAGAUAUGUUCAACCAGCAACGACUACUCAAGCUACCACACUUCAUUUAAGCCACUUGCAGAAAUGGGAGGCUGAAAUGAAAAUUAAUACACGUCAAUCAAAUUCACAAUCUAGUCAAGGCAACAAAGGUGUUCCUAUACAUCACGGAGUGACAACAACAACAACUACAGAAAGACCUCGUUUUAAUCAUCCUACCCCACAACGCACAGACAACCCACUUGCAAAGUUAUUGAAGCUGUUACAACGGAAAAGGUCAUCCAUUAAGUUUGCAACAGAUCGGCAGAACCAUCAACGCAAUUCAGGAAAUGAACAACGAAACAUGCCAGUAACAACCACUGAAAGACCUUUAGAGCACAGAUCAUUCCAACAUACACAACGCAAUAGACAGUUAAAAAGAAAUAAUUUUGGACAAGUGCCAAGACCAACACAGACUCCUCAAACAAGCCCAUGGUCUAGCAAUAGACUCCCGACAGCUGAUCCGACCGCUUCAACAAAAAUGCAGACAGCUAGGAAUAAUUUCCGGCGCUUUGAUGUUUCACCUUUCUCUACAAGACUCCCGGUGAAUAACCGUAAUUCUCGUAUACAUCCAACAAGUAUCCCUUCAAUCCAAAGAGCGGCUAACUCAAAUAGGCAUAGGCAACCGCCUGCUUUAACAAACACAAGAAAUAGAAAUAUUCCACAAAGACGACAGCCAUUUCGAAACGCCGCCAAAGAAGUGAAUCAAAGAAAGAAAACUAACACCAAACCAGCUGGUCCUGUAAAUCCUGCUCAACUUUUGAUUGCGGCACUAAUACAAGCUCUCCAGAGUGGAAAUUUAUUGAAACAGCUUCAAAAACACCAACAAAGCCAACAACAGUCGAUGCAUCAACCAAUCCAUGAACAUCAACCAGUUGAGGAAAAUCACUUCCAACCACCACCUCCUCCCCACAAUCAGCCAGUUGAACAACAGCAAGAACUUACGUUAAACAUAAAAGAACAAAACCAAGUUGAUGUGCCGUAUCACCAUACGCAAGAAAACCAUGUGCAGCAACAUGCAUUCCAGCCACACACUGAGAGACAUCAACACUUUGGAAAUGGAAACCAAAACAGUAAUCACCACGAAAUUAUACGAUAUAAUACAAAGCCACAAAAGAAGGCGCCAAAAGAUAUGCCUGAUCUGAGUAUGUUACAGGAUCAGGAUGUUCAGUUCACUGAUGUGAAUACAGGCUUUGGCGGAGAGUCCCCACCUCCGGUCAUUAUUCAAAGAAUACCUAAAAAUUCACGAUCAAGGUCUAACGGUAAUUCAAACAGUGUUUCGUAUGAAUUCCCAACAAUGGCUCUUCAUGAGAACAGCGCAGUUGUUAUAGAUACAUCAAACGGAGAUAGUGAUGAUACAAAUUCAACAUCCGAUAAAAUAAGUUCAAAUUUUACUGAUGAUGAUGAAGUCGCUCUUCCUAAACUUUCCACCAUAUUUGCAAGUAAAACGACUGUGAAAGCAGUAGUGUAUUCAACAACUACCAUUCCAACCACAAAUACCAACAAGAUCGAUCUUUCAAAAUCAGAUUCCGAUAUGAAGGAAGACAUAAAUGAAGUAAAAGGUAGUGAAAAGAUUGACACUGUAUUGAACAACAACUACCUUCUCUACUACAACUACACCAACGACCACUUCCUUAAGGACAACUACAGUGAAACCAUUGGUGACCGAAACAACAACUCUGAGUACAACUUCAACAACAGGAAAACCAAUAACUACGACAACUACAACAAAGAAACCAAUAACGACAACAACCACAACAACAAAACCAAUAACGACAACAACACCGUUACCAGUUACUCUUCCACAAUGGAUCAGAGAAACAACACAGUAUACAACGGAUAUGUCACCAUUUACGUUUCCAACAACAAUUGA
This is a messenger RNA of Magallana angulata, 4155 nucleotides long. RefSeq lists its product as uncharacterized. The coding region runs from base 1 to 4155 and encodes 1384 amino acids. The transcript is spliced from 2 exons. The record is from RefSeq and is a predicted model, not a curated record. NCBI's taxonomy places the organism in Eukaryota, Metazoa, Mollusca, Bivalvia, Ostreida, Ostreidae.